GCGCUUAAAUGCGAGCUGCUUGCAGUUGCAAUCUUAGUGCAGUGCCAGAUACAGACGCUGCAAGAUCGGCGACAUCAUGUUUGCAAAUCUGUUUUGCUUGCUGCUGCUCGUUGUCUUUGCCAACGCGGCGCCGUCGGGGAAGAUAACAGGCCGUAUUGAAGGAGGUACCUUUAGUCUGACGCCUCUUGAUGACGACAAAUACUUACUAAAAACUACCCGGGAGGGCACUGUGAAAGAAGAGAUCGUGACACAGACGAAUCGUGAUGUGUUUCGAGUGAGGUGCUACACCGUCGAGUCAAUUCCGUACGGAAGUUUUAUUAUUACCUAUGAUCAAUCUCUCAAGGUGUAUAAUGCAAGUUUUUAUUGUGAAAAGACAGAGUUUCCAUCUGGACGGGGUGGUGGUACUCUAAGCGGAGGUUGUUUAAAAUGUACCACAGGUUAAAACAAU
Drosophila novamexicana is the source of this 448-nucleotide messenger RNA. RefSeq lists its product as uncharacterized. Bases 77 to 442 code for a protein of 121 amino acids. The record is from RefSeq and is a predicted model, not a curated record. Lineage: Eukaryota; Metazoa; Arthropoda; Insecta; Diptera; Drosophilidae. The transcript has 3 exons.